Molecule: messenger RNA, 1566 nt
Organism: Labeo rohita (rohu)
Lineage: Eukaryota; Metazoa; Chordata; Actinopteri; Cypriniformes; Cyprinidae
Gene: rbm22
Product: RNA binding motif protein 22
Exons: 11
Coding region: 51-1331 (426 amino acids)
Cellular component (GO): Prp19 complex; U2-type catalytic step 2 spliceosome; U2-type catalytic step 1 spliceosome
Molecular function (GO): pre-mRNA binding; metal ion binding; U6 snRNA binding
Source: RefSeq, a predicted model, not a curated record
CGCAAAGCAUUGUAGGUAGGUAAAGGUUUUGUUCGCGCUAGCCUGUAGCAAUGGCGACUUCUUUAGGAUCUAACACUUACAACAGGCAAAACUGGGAAGAUUCGGAUUUUCCCAUUCUCUGUCAAACAUGCUUGGGAGAAAACCCUUACAUCCGGAUGACCAAAGAGAAAUUUGGCAAGGAGUGCAAGAUCUGUGCACGUCCCUUCACGGUGUUCCGCUGGUGUCCUGGGGUCAGGAUGCGCUUUAAGAAGACAGAAGUGUGUCAGACCUGUAGUAAAAUGAAGAAUGUCUGUCAAACCUGCCUUCUUGAUCUGGAAUAUGGUUUGCCCAUUCAGGUUCGUGACACUGGGCUGUCCGUUAAAGAUGAAGUACCGAGAUCAGAUGUGAAUAAGGAGUAUUACACUCAGAAUAUGGAGAGAGAGAUCGCUAACUCUGAUGGAACCAGACCUGUGGGGCUGCUUGGGAAGGCACCGAGCAGCAGUGAUAUGCUGCUGAAACUAGCUCGUACCACUCCAUAUUACAAGAGGAACAGACCACAUAUCUGUUCCUUCUGGGUAAAGGGGGAGUGCAAAAGAGGGGAAGAGUGUCCAUACAGGCAUGAAAAGCCCACAGAUCCAGAUGACCCAUUGGCUGAUCAGAAUAUUAAGGAUCGUUUCUACGGCAUUAAUGAUCCUGUGGCUGAUAAACUCCUGAAGCGGGCCUCUACCAUGCCCAGAUUGGACACACCAGAGGACAAGUCCAUCACCACACUCUAUAUCGGAGGGCUGGGAGAAGAUGUAACAGACUCUGAGCUCAGGAAUCACUUCUAUCAGUUUGGAGAGAUUCGUACCAUCACCAUCGUUCAAAGGCAACAGUGUGCUUUCAUUCAGUUCGCCACACGGCAGGCCGCAGAGACGGCUGCAGAGAAGUCCUUUAAUAAACUCAUCAUUAAUGGACGCCGGCUUAAUGUUAAAUGGGGCAGGUCACAGGCGGCUCGAGGAAAAGAGAGAGAGAAGGAUGGGGUGACAGAGAGUGGAAUCAGGCUGGAGCCAGUGCCCGGCCUCCCUGGUGCUUUGCCCCCACCCCCUGUGUCUGAUGAAGAUGCCUCCACCAACUACUUCAACCUGGCUCCCACCAGCUCCCCUGCUGUUAUGAACCUUGGACUUCCUCCUCCACCUGGGGUUGCCAUGCCCCCACCACCUGGUUUUGGUCCUCCUAUGUUCCACACCAUGGAUCCAAUGGCCCCGCCAAUGCCCCCUCCAAUGGCGAUGAGGCCCCCAGGACAGGUCCACUACCCAUCCCAGGAUCCUCAGCGGAUGGGUGCCCAUGCAAGUCGCCACGGAGGCCCUUAGAUAAUUAUACAGCUACCUCACUGUUCAGCAAUGACUGCUGAAUAACUGAACCCAGAGUGAUGUCACCUCUGCCCUCAUUUUUAAGUGUUUAUAUCUGUCAAUCAUUUUCACAGCCAGUGAAUAAGAGUGUAGGAUGGAGUACAUAAUGAGAAAGGAAAACAUUGGAAAAAUACCAGCAUUUUUGAAUUUAAACCAUGACAGACUUUUUUUUUUUUUUUUAAGCAUUUGAUUUAUA